AUGUCUUCUGGAAGUGCUGAAGCAGGCAUAUACUCUGUGGCCUAUGUGACAGUUCCCAGCACAGAUGUGGGCAAGACAAUUGCGAAUGGACUUGUUAAAAAUAAGCUUGCUGCUUGUGUUAAUAUUAUACCCCAAAUCACUUCUAUAUAUGAGUGGAAGGGAGAGAUAAAUGAAGACAGUGAGGCGCUGUUAAUGAUUAAAACACGUACAUCACUUGUGGACAAACUGACAGAAUUUGUUCGUUCCAACCAUCCAUAUGAAGUCUGUGAAGUGAUAUCAUUACCAAUAAAAAAUGGUAACCCACCAUACUUGAAAUGGAUUGGUGAUACUGUUAAUGAGAAUUGA
Molecule: messenger RNA, 345 nt
Organism: Parnassius apollo (apollo)
Lineage: Eukaryota; Metazoa; Arthropoda; Insecta; Lepidoptera; Papilionidae
Source: the annotation of a GenBank genome assembly